Molecule: messenger RNA, 5062 nt
Organism: Oncorhynchus tshawytscha (Chinook salmon)
Lineage: Eukaryota; Metazoa; Chordata; Actinopteri; Salmoniformes; Salmonidae
Product: dipeptidyl aminopeptidase-like protein 6
Exons: 26
Coding region: 344-2743 (799 amino acids)
Biological process (GO): proteolysis
Molecular function (GO): serine-type peptidase activity; dipeptidyl-peptidase activity
Source: RefSeq, a predicted model, not a curated record
UCGCCCGUUGGUAGUUGCCAGGCAUUUAUCGAAGUGGCGCGGUCGGUAUCAAUUGCAGUAGCUGUCUUUGCCUCAGCUCUUAUCUCUACCUCUCUCCCUCCCACUUUCUUCCAUGCACAAGGUUACAAUUGAGUAUCAUCUGCGUUGUCUCAGAUUAAGACUCGUUUUGCCGGGAUUUUCCCCCCAACUCCUUAUUGCUUACAUCAAGCUCUCUCUCAACUUUAAACAUCACGACUGAAAUUGAAUGUAUUUUUCUCGGUGGUACUUUGCCGGCUCCGGUCACCUCUCAAAGUCACCUGUGAUUGUGUUGUGGUGUAGCUGGUUGAUCUGACUGUAGGGCAUCAUGACUACUGUGAAGGAGACAAACGCACCGAAAACGUCUCAACAGCAAGAGCAGGAGCUGGUGGGGAGUAACCCUCCUCAGAGGAACUGGAAGGGUAUUGCGAUCGCCCUGCUUGUCAUUCUGGUCAUCUGCUCCCUGAUCGUCACCUCGGUCAUCCUGCUGACACCAGGCGAGGAUGACAGCUUGGCCCUCAAGGGGAAACUGACCGUGGGGGACAUCUUCAGGAAGGACUUCAAGGUUCACGACCCUGAGGCCAAGUGGAUCAACAGUAAUGAGCUACUGUAUCGCACACGUGAGGGGGAUGUUGUCAGGCUCAACAUGGAGACGUAUGAGAGGACGGUACUGGUGCACAACAAAAAGUUUGAAAUGUACAAAGCCAGCAAGUAUGAAGUGUCUCCUGACAUGAAGCAUGUGCUGCUCGCCUACAACGUGGCACCGGUGUACCAGCACUCGUUCACUGCCUUCUACAUCAUCUGCAGCCUGGAGACUCCGGAGACAUGGAACCUGAAUCCUCCAGAGGUACGGAACGCCCAACUGCAGUACGCAGGCUGGGGACCCAGGGGCCAGCAGCUGAUUUUUAUUUUUGAGAACAACAUCUACUACCGUUCGACGGUGGAGAGCCGAUCGAUCCGCCUGGUUUCCACCGGCAAGGAGGGGGUCAUCUUCAAUGGGCUCAGCGAUUGGCUGUACGAAGAGGAGAUCUUCCAGACCCAUAUUGCCCACUGGUGGUCUCCGGAUAGUGCCCGGCUGGCAUAUGCCACCAUCAAUGACACUAUGGUGCCCAGGAUGGAGAUCCCUAUGUUCACAGGAACUACUUACCCUACUGGGAGGGAGUAUCACUACCCUAAGGCUGGGGAGGAAAAUCCAGUCAUCUCUUUGUAUGUGGUCAACCUGAACGGGCCCCUGCACACCAUCGAGAUGAGGAGACCUGAAGACCCGAGGAUGGGAGAGUACUAUGUCACCAUGGUGAAAUGGGCGACUACCACCAAACUGGCAGUGAAUUGGUUAAACAGAGCCCAGAACAUAUCCAUGCUGACGUUGUGUCAGGCCACCACCGGCGUCUGCACCAAGAAACAUGAGGACGAAAGUGAAAGUUGGCUACACAGACAGAAUGAGGAGCCGCUGUUCUCCAAAGACGGUCUGAAGUUGUUCUUCACCAGAGCCAUCCCACAGGGAGGCAGGGGCAAGUUCUUCCACAUCUCCAUGUCCAUCACACAGCCCAACACCAGCACAGACACGCUGCAGUCCAUCACGUCUGGAGACUGGGACGUCACCCAGGUCCUGGCCUACAACGAGAACAUCCAGCUAAUAUACUUCUUGAGCACAGAGGACGAUCCGAAACGCAGGCACCUCUACAGUGCGGACACAGUGGGCCCUUUCAACAGACGCUGUCUCUCCUGUGACUUCUACGAAGGUUGUGGCUACGUCACAGGCUCCUUCAGCCACAGCAUGAGCCUCUUCCUGCUUAGCUGCAAAGGCCCUGAUGUCCCAUUUGUAGCAGUGUACAGCACACAGGACAGACAGAAGGUGUUUGACCUGGAGACCAAUGAGAAUCUGAGGAUGAGGCUGGACUCCAUGCAGAUGCCCCGCGUGGAAAACAAGGAGAUCAACAUUGAGGAUUACACACUAACGAUGCAGAUCCUCAAACCUGCCAGCUUUGUGGACUCAUCGCACUAUCCUCUGCUCCUCCUUGUCGAUGGCACCCCCGGUGGCCAGAUGGUGUCAGAGCAAUUCCACAUAGACUGGGCCACGGUGCUGGUGAGCAGCUUCGGGGCAAUGGUGGUUCGCUUUGACGGGCGGGGCAGUGGCUUCCAGGGGACCAACCUGCUGCACCGCGUCCAGAGGAAGCUGGGCGUGUUUGAGGAGAAGGACCAGCUGGAGGCCCUCAGUAUUAUAUCUAAAGAGCCAUAUGUUGACAAGACCAGGAUUGGAGUUUAUGGCAAGGUGUAUGGAGGCUACGUGACCAGCCUGUUACUCAGCGCCGAGGAUUCCCUGGUGAAAUGUGGUGCGGCUCUCUCACCCAUCACGGACUUUGACCUAUAUGCAUCAGCGUUUUCAGAGAGAUACCUGGGACAGCCCAAGCCUGACCCAAGAGCAUAUGCGAUGGCCAAUCUAGCACACAGGGCAUCUCAGUUCUUGGACAAGAAGUUUCUGAUUGUUCACCCAACAGCAGAUGAAAAAGUGCAUUUCCAGCACACAGCGAAAUUCAUCGCCCAGCUGAUCAAUGAAAACGCCAACUACACUCUGCAGAUCUACCCAGACGAGGGCCACUUCAUCCACACCGAGGCCACGCGGCAGCACCUCAGCCAGUCACUGGUCAACUUCUUCGAGGAGUGUUUCCGGCUACCGGACAACGUGUUCGAGGAGAUACUGGAGGAGGAGAUCGAAGAAGAGGGUUAGCCUGGGCAAAACCAAUCCCCCCAAACCAGAGCUCCAGUCCGCGCCCAAGCACAAUGCCAGCCCCAUACCUGGUUUCCACAAUCCACAUGAUAUGCAAGCUCCUCUUGGUUUAAACUUUCUUUGGCCCUUUUUUUGUUUUGUUUUCACCUUAUGUGAUUCUCCUGCAUUUCAGCAUGAUCAACCCUAAGACUGCCACGUUGCAGAUCAACCCUGAGACUGCCACGUUGCAGAUCAACCCUGAGACUGCCGCGUUGCAGAUCAACCCUGAGACUGCCGCGUUGCAGACCAUCCCUGAGACUGCCGCGUCGCAGAUCAUCCCUGAGACUGCCGCGUCGCAGAUCAUCCCUGAGACUGCCGCGUCGCAGAUCAUCCCUGAGACUGCCGCGUUGCAGAUCAUCCCUGAGACUGCCGCGUUGCAGAUCAUCCCGAGACUGCCACGUUGCAGAUCAUCCCGAGACUGCCGUGUUGCAGAUCAUCCCUGAGACUGCCGUGUUGCAGAUCAUCCCUGAGACUGCCACGUUGCAGAUCAACCCUGAGACUUGUGUUGCAGAUCAUUCCUGAGACUGCCGUGUUGCAGAUGCUUGCUUAUCUCCUCAUCCCGUUUUUGUCCUCCUACUCCUACUCUUCUUCACCUUUUGAGUCACCACGACUCCACCAGAGACCAUCUGCAGCCAUUUUGUUGACAUCGACACAAUGAAUACAACUUUAUGAUGGAGGGAUCAUUAGCUGACGUCAUAUCUGGAACAGCGGUCAGGAAUAGGCGUGCUCCUCGGAUUACAAAUGACUGGUGAGAGGGAGGGAACAUCAAACUCCACACGCAAACUUUACCAGUCAGUGAGGAGAGGAAAGACUUAUAGCACAAACUUUGGGGUCAAAGUUACAGGCGCAACAUGGGAUUUUAUGGAUCAAACUGGUUCCAGCCCAGUGUCUGUGGGUCGAGGGUAGGGUGUCUGCUCCUAUUUUUUAAAUCGUGAAAAUACAUUUUCAUGUUGAACUGUGCUUGUGUAUGUUAUUCCUCUGUAAAGUAGCACAUGAAAAACAUUCCCUUCUUUGGGUAUUGAUGCUUCGUUUUUUCAGUGUUCAAGUUUGUCCUGAUCUUGGAAUCUUCUUGUAGCCGCAAGUAUGUAUUUAAAUGGUGUAGACUCCAUGUCAUGAAAAGAAGAGAAGGAUGUGAACAGAAUCACCGGUUUGUUUUGUUACAAAAUGUUCUCCUCAUUCUUUGCUUAUUGUACAAUACUCCCACCAGUCCUUUGGAAAUUGAAGCAUAUAUAUUAUAUUUUAGUCACUGUGCCUUACUUUGGGAGUGAGCAGUCCUUUUUAUGGACUCCUUUUGUGAAAACUAAAUACAACAUGGCUCAUUGUAAAUAAAUGUUCUGCUGAUCAUGGCACUAACUACUGUUGGUUAAACCUUCAUUCUAAUCUGUGAACACUUUGUAAUGUUGUCAUAGAGUAGGUAUGGCAUUAUAUCAACAGUCAAGUAAGAAAUGGUCUUCUUCAGUUCCAAAUAUACCCAAUUGCCAAAAUAGAUGUUAACAGUAGCUGCAUGUAUCUGCACAUUAUUUUACAGAUGUUCAAAUGGUAAUGAAAUGGUUUGUCAAGCUAACGACCACAUAAAAUGUUGUUUUAGUAAAUGGCUAUUGAAGUGCCAUUACAACCGCUCUCAGUAUUAAGUCAAUUGGUGGGUUUGAGGUGCCACUGUAGAAUUGGUGUUGUUUUAUGGCAAAAAGUAAUACAUUUGUCUAUAAGGUAAUUAAUAGCUUAGAAUCAUUAUCUCAAUCUUUACAGGAUGAAAUACAAAGGAUUAUUUUUUUUAGGUUGGACUGCUAUCUAAAAACGUGAAUUCUUGAGGCACAAGUCUGCAUUUUAUCUGAACGAUCAUUCUGUUACUUUGUCAAUGCAUGUUAUCAAGUUAUUUGCAACUCAAUGCGAUCUGUGAUAGCUCUGUUUCAAAAUAGUAUUUUUCAACAUCUUGAAUGUUCCGUACUGGGUUGAAUUACAUUUACAGUAGUAUCAUGAUUGAGAUCCCAGUCUCUUCAGCUUGAUGUGUAAAUGUUACUCAAAUAUCAUUUGUCUUUUAAUAGCUGAGUGUUAUUUGUGCAUAAAUGCAUUUUGAAAGUUACAUUUGAAUAUACAUUUUCCCCCCUUCUGUUUCAGUCCUUGGGUUGAGUUUAAAGUGGACUUUGCGAUGGUGACAUUUCUGACACUGCGAUUGAAUGUGAAGAUGGACUUUUGUCAAGUAAUCCAAAAUAGUACAAGAGACAGCGUGGCAGUAUGUGGCAUGGGGGUAAACGUUAGAAUAAAACGUAUUUUAUCAUUGUA